AUGUGCGCUAAACUCCUCAAAGUUAUUGAACCUCUGUUCGACAUUCAUCAGGGAGCUGAGCAGCCUCAGCAGCGCAUUUUGGGGUCCCUGACGUGUCUGGCCCGUCGCGCAACGGCUUCUGCAGAGGCGGGCGACUCUCGAGGUGUAACCGCGGCAGUAGUAGCGUUUCUGAGGGAUUACAGGGUUGCUUUAAGCACUACGGAUGCCUAUCAUAUGCAACAAAGGGCAGGAGGGGCGGAUCGGAGGGAUGCAACAGAGGCAGCGCGCGCUUCUUUGCUGCUUAUUGUUGCCCAAUGCCGGUGUAGCACAACAGCGAACUCUGCAGAGCUCAUGGUGCAGCGGCAGGCUCUGGGAUGCGUGGCUACUGUAUUCCGUGCAAACCCUCAGCUGGGAUCCUCCGGUUCAGCCGCGAUGGGAGAGGCUCUUGCUGCUGCUGCUGCUGCUGCCGUUGCAGUACACCGGGUGCUGGGUUCAGAGCCCUGUCCGCGGACAGACAGAGGGCUCCAGCGUUAUGUGAAGCAACAGCAGCAGCAGCAGCAGCACUUUCUAGCCCUGGGCUUGGCAUCAGCUCAGCCAAAACACGUGGCACUCAUUAGAGCGCUCCUUUUGUCUAUCAAUUCCCUCUUGAGUGACCUGGCUAGAGCAAGGAGUGCCACAUCUCCUCAUAAUGCUGAAAGGAGAGGCCUGUGCACAGCAGCAGACGCUGCGGGACUUCCUGCCUCUGCAGCAGCUCCCCUUGGUGCAGAGGGGGAGUUGAGUAUUGAGCUGCUGCUACUGUUGCUGCCUCUCGCGCUGGCGCAGCCGCUUGCUGCUUCACCUGCCACGCUGCAGCAACCGCGGCAGCUGCGGAACACUGCCGCUGCAGCAGGGUGGGGUUCUUCCUGUGGCCUGACGACGGACUUCGCCUCGACACAAGAGAGCGAUGCAGACGGCAGCAAGAGGCGCGAUUCCCCCGUUACUGCUGCUGCAUCUUGUGCUGCUCGCCAUCUUCCAGCGGGUUUUAGCUGGAGGAGGGGUCCUGCCUCUCGGGCUGUGGGAAGCUGCCUCUCAGUCAGGGCCUCCUGCUCCGAGGAGGAGGCGCCUAGUGCAGCCACAGAUGCGGGAUAUCGCUCCCCUUCUGUGCGCGUCGAGUGUUUGCGAUGCAUUGAGGGGCUGCUGCGGCUGUGCGGCAGAGAGCUGCUCCCGUAUUGGGGUUUACUGUUGCGCUGCAGGAGGCCCCCGUUGCUGCCGCCAUCGCUCCCAGGCUGGAGCGCUGAAGGCUGUCGCUUGUUCCGCAGCGGCGCCCCCUCCGCAGCGACACAGGCCCCCGGGGACUCAAGAAUGCGGGGAGCGCUACCCCAAAGACAGCCAGAAACAGCGGCACUUGCUGCUGCAGCGGAAACAAGAGCAACAGACGAGUGGCUAUAUCGGCUACUGGGGCUGGAGCGAACGGAACAGCUUGAGCUGCCCUGGAGCUCUCUUGUCACUUCCAGUGAGGGUCCUAAGGUGAGUAGAGCAGCCGUGAAUUGUGUCUGCGCUCUCUUGGAGGCGUCGCCCCUGCGACAGUGGCCCGCCCCUGCAUCUUCCUGCGCCCUUUGCGGCCCUGAGGCUGUGCUAUUGGAGGAGGCGGACUGGGGCCGUCUUGCGGGGCUGCUGGGCUUUGCAGGAUCGGGAGGGUGCAUGGGCGGCCUCGGGGCUGCGCGCAGCCACAGCCUCAGAUGCGCUUCGUCGCCAGCUCGUCAGCAGCAACCCGCUGCCAGCUUAGGUUCCUUUACAUCGCUCUCCCACACUGUAAGGCAGGGCGCGCGCUGCGCUCUCGCAUGCCUCCUAGGAGUCGUUCGCUGGGGGCUGACAGAGGAGCCACCCGACUCGGUGAUCCCCUAUUCCAAGCAACAGCCCGCGGCGUGCUUUAAAGAUGGAACUAACGCUCCACAGGUGGCGGCAUCUCCCCCCAGUAAUGAACGUACGUGUGCUUCACCUGCGGCUCCUUCAGCCCCCACUGCCGAAGAAGCAGCAAAACCGGAAGCACGAACAGCACCUACUGCAGCAGAAGCAGCAGGUGUUGACGCAAUGCAGCAGCAGCAGAACCGAAUAAGGCCACCAGGGGACAGUAUAUACACCUCACCGUCUUCUGAAAGGGCCCAAGCACCUAGCCAGGCCGUAGCGGCCCUUAGGGGGUUGGCUGAAACUCUUCCAGCUCUACCUGCAGGUCUCUUGGAGCCCGGCGUCGCGGCCGCUGCACUUCGUCUUGCCCACCCCUUGAUGAUGCUGCUUGCGGAGACCCUUGAUGCCCAGCUUGAGGAGCAGCAGCUGCUGCUGCUCCAGCGGGCCUCGCAUCUGCACCAAGAUCUACCCUGCUGUUUCUGUUUCAACAAACAAGAAACAGAAGCCGCCGCCACCGAGUGCGGGGCUCUUGCCACACCUGCUGCCGUUGUUGCACGACGCAGCAAAGCAGCGGUAGUAGCAGCAGCAGCACUACCACCACAACCAACAGCUGCAGCCAUUGCUGGUGGUGGUGGGCCGCCCACCCAGCAGCCGGACAAACGCAUAUUCUCUGGAUUCUCCGCAGCAUCGACGCAGACGAUAAAAGCUGCAGAGAACGCCAAGCGUGAACGGGAUGCGCCAGAUGGCUUUGAGGCCUUUGCUGGGAAGGUGUUGGCCAGAGGACCGUUGGCUCUGAGGCUGCUGAUUCCAACCCUUUCUAUGAUUGCUGCUGUCGUGGGAGGCAAAGAGCGGCAGCCCCAAAUUGCUGAGGCGCUGCUGGUCCCUCUGGAGAGGCGGGCGAGCGCUGCUGGUCCUUCUUGUCUAGUGUGGCUCCUUUGCAGGGCCCUGCAGACGCUGCUGUCCCUCCGCGGCAGCUGUUGUGCCUCUCCAGUGCCGCCUGUCCUUGAAAGGCGUUUUGUUCACUUCUUCACAGACCACGCCCUAGGGGGGCCUCAGGGCAUACACCAAGGAGCUGGCUGUGGUGGAAGCCCAUCGUCAGAUAGCCAACAGGGGAUAGCUCUUCCCACUAGGCGUUGCAUCUGCGAUGCAGCCGCGUGCAGCGGGUGGGCGGGUUUUGCAGCGGGAAAAGAGAAGAAGGGGCUGUGCAGCAGCUGCGCGCGACAGGGACAGGCGCUCUUCGGAGGAUUGUUUGCGGCGUUGCUGGCCACUAGUCGCCAGUACCCUCAAGCAUUGCUUUUAUUGCUGCUGUUAGAGGAAGGCCACGUGAGCGGUAAUCAACCUUGCCCAGCUAGUCGACUCUUCAGAGACAGCGAAGGCCCUUUCCUUGGAGUAUUGCGCGGCCUGCUGGCUGCGCCCUGUCUUUCCCUCCGCUGCAGAGGGGUCCAAUUGGCUCUCGAAGUCCUGUCCUCCACUGCACCAGAGCCGUUGAAAGAGUCUUGCAGAAUUCCCUUAGGGACUCAGACUCGCGACGGUCUCUCCUUCAGGGCCUCUGAUGCGAUCCCUGAGUCUCCUCCCAGCGAGCCCGUCCUAUGCAGACAACGCGCAGCUCUUGUGACGCUGCUGCAGGCGCAUCUCAUCACUCCGCUGCUCACAGGGAGAGCCCCAACAACUGAAUUGACACAUUAUGUCCCGCAGGGGCAGCAGCAACAACAACAGCAGGAGCUCCAGCAGGAGCCGCGCCAGGAGCAGGGACAGCAACAGCAGCAACAGCAGCAGCAGGAAAAGCAACAACAUCAACAGGAGCAGCAGCAGCGCUCGGACCUGCUGGUGAGCGCAUGCAUGUUCCUGUGCCGUUUAACACGGGAGGAGUGGCGGCGGUGCGGCCUUCUUAGCGUAGAGGUACUGGGGGCUUUGCGGGACCUAAUAGCAGCGGGAAGGCCCCGCAACCUUCGGAUCGCUGCUGCGACGGCCUUAGGGGCAUUCGCAGCGCAGACCAGGGGCCUGCAACAGCAACAGCAAAGUGCCGCUGAUUCUCCGGAUGGAGAGGAAGCAGCAGCACGCACGCCAGCUAAUGCAGGACAGGAUGGAGCACAGCCCCAAGAAUGCCAACGAUUUGAAGCAGACUCUCUGCUUAGCGAUUCCUUAAGACUCUUGCUGGUGCAGCUCGAAGAUCCUUUUCACGACGUCCGCUCUGCGGCACUCGGCGCCCUGUGCGAGGCAGCCGGGGCCGUGCAGCAGCAGCAGCGGCAGCAACAGGAGCUGGAGCUGCAACAGCAGCCAGGGGACCUGAGCUACUGCGUACGGGUUGCAGGAGGGGAUCUUUGGGUGGAUGCUUUGAAGGGCAUUAAUGACCUUUUGGAGCAGCAGCAGCAGCAAACCAAUGGGUCUGCAGCAGCUGCGGUGGGUCUGCGAGCAAUUGGGGCGGUGGCACCCCUUGUGCUACUGCUUUCUCUUGAUGAGGCGGCACGGCCCCUCGAAGCCAAGAGCGGCAUACGCAGUGCAUGCAGAUGGCCUGCUGAGGAGGUUGCCCAAGUGACAGGCGACAGGGGAGGAAGCGCUUUAAAUGCAUGCAGGCAGGGACCACUAGAGGAGUUAAUGCGUUCUUUGGCGGCGCUGGCCUCCGUGCUGCUCUCCCUAAGAGGAGAGGAAGCUGUUUCACUGGUCGGCCCGCACAAGCUACUUAGCAGGGAGCAGAGGGAGGUCACCGGCCCUACAAGCGACGGCAGCAGCUGCUGCAGGGAAACUAAAGAGGCAGACCCAUCACGCGCGCCACACCAGUCACACGCUGCUGGUGCUGCUGCGGUUUCUGCCGCUGGUGGGGGUCUUAAGCAGCUGAAGCUGCAGUGGAACGCAUGCAACAGCAUCCGGGUUCUCUACUCUGCGCCUGCAGCUUCCCGCCUCAUUACUACCGACUGUAGCAGGUUUUUCGUGCCGCUUUGGCGGGGGAUCUGCAUCUGUUUGAGCGCUUCCCACCUGACUAAGGUACGCAGUCACGCUGCAGCUGCGCUGGAGGCCAUGCUAGAGUUGCUGGGUCCUGCUGCUUCUCAUCGGAAGCUGCCCCUCGUGUCUGGCGAUACACCUCAGCUGCACUGCGUUGGCUGUGUCACACCUAUGCUCAAAGAGGCGUGGGAGGCACUAGCAGCUGCAGCGACGGAGGCAAGGAUUAAAGGACCACCACACGGCGAGGAGCGCUGGCGUCUGGGCCGCGGUGCACCGCCACCUCGUCGGCAGGAAUGCUUGCAGUCAAAGCUGCGAGAUUUAAUGGAGGGGAGUUUGCUGCAGCGUACGCAGGAGGUCCUAGAAGCUUGUGGAGCUCCGCCUGCCCGCACCCCCGUCAGCGCAAUGCAUCCUUCUUUCCCUCCAAAGCCACAGAGCCCCGCCGGGCCCCACACGAAUCCCAACUCCACUUGGGAGCCACAGUGCAGCUGCUCGCAUAGGUUGGGGGGAUCGUAUACAGGUUCUGCCGCGUUAGAGGCCCUUAGGCAAGCAGUAGAGGCGGCAAUGGAGGGCGUAUUCGGAGCUCCCCAGCUGCAUGACAGAGAAGCCUUGAUUUAG
Messenger RNA from Eimeria maxima, 5418 nucleotides. RefSeq lists its product as hypothetical. Bases 1 to 5418 code for a protein of 1805 amino acids. NCBI's taxonomy places the organism in Eukaryota, Apicomplexa, Conoidasida, Eucoccidiorida, Eimeriidae. The record is from RefSeq and is a predicted model, not a curated record. The transcript is spliced from 4 exons.